This is a messenger RNA of Varroa destructor (honeybee mite), 3962 nucleotides long. RefSeq names its product tetratricopeptide repeat protein 33-like. Gene Ontology annotation, molecular function: protein binding. The record is from RefSeq and is a predicted model, not a curated record. NCBI's taxonomy places the organism in Eukaryota, Metazoa, Arthropoda, Arachnida, Mesostigmata, Varroidae.
UAACUGUUUUUUCUUUUUUUUUUUAUUGUUUUUUUUUUAUUAUUGAAAAUUGGUUUCUAAUUACAAAUGGUGGUGAUGUUAUUUUUUGUUUGCUAUUUUGUAUACUUCGCGAAAUAGGGGGCGGCAUGUUCUGGUAUAAAAUGUUUAACACACUAGUGAAGAUUUUAAAGAACUAGCUGUCUUGUUAUUAUUCCCGUGGCUUAAUCUCUAACCCGAUAUUACGAUAGUAGCCAGACUUGUUUGGAAAUAAUUGUGCUUUCUCAUAAAUAGAAACGUAGUUCAUAUUUUCAUGUAACUGAAACAUUGACUUCGGAAAAAUAUAGCCAAGUGUAGAAAAUGGAAAUGGUACUUCUUUCCAAUCGACGUCAUUAUGGUGGUCGAAGCUGCCAUGUCAUCAGUUCAGGGUUCUUCAAUUUGGAAAAGACGGGCACCUCGUCUGAAUGUAUCGUGUUGGAUUUCCAAUGACAAUGAUGAGGAGGACACUGUUCCGAUGGACUUCAUGGAAUUUAAGAACUAUCGUUCCUACGAAGAACGUGGUCAGGCCGUUGGCGACAAAAAUUUUGUGUCAUCGAACCGUCAUAUUGGACGCGGAAGUCGUAAAAGGGUUAACUUAAUCACCGAUGAAGAAUUUCGCAUAACUGUCGAUCGCAUAGACUCCAUGUGCCAGAAGGAACUAUGGGGUUCUGCAUUGGGGCUCAUCGAUGAGCUGUUGGCGCGAAGAUGUGAUGAAAAAGUUUUCGAAAUGAAGGCUCAGAUCCUCAUGGAGUUGCGUCGAGAUUACGAUGCGAUUCGUUGCUGUGAUGCCUCUAUCAAGCUAAAUCCGCUAUGGUGGGAGGCGCACCAUACACACGCUCGGGCUUUGUUAGUUUUUGGAGAGCCUCACCUUGCCUUAAAAGCCUUUCAAAGGGCUCUUAGGUUAAAUCCCGCAGACGAGGAAGUUUGGAAAGAGCUUCACUGGACCCGAUACAACACUAGUGGCUCAGUCCCCACAGAGAGCAGCGACUUUAAAAAGCUUGUCAAGAAGCGUUAACGGCACAGUAGCCAGUUUAGUGUAAACUUAAAGCUAUUAAUGUCAACAAACUUACGUGUAUAAUAUGUAUUCUGCGUUGUCAAAUGUGAUUAUAACAGUUUUAAGCCGUAUCGAUGCAACAAUAAAUGUGCCGUUUACAUCUGUUUCUGGCUUUAAAUAUUUAGUAUAAAAAUGUAUGAUAUUUUGUGUUUGGCUAAGGGCAUAGCCUCACCAGGCGGAAGAUAUUUUAAAAUUACGUAUUGUUUCUACUAGAUCAAUUCCUUCUAAUUACUUCAGAUACGUAAAAAUGCAGGUUAGCAGAAUAGAUUUCAAGCCAUGAUGAAACAUGCCUAUUAAACCUGAGCACAAGAUCAUCAGUGUAUGAUCGAACUAAAACUGUUGUUUUUGAGGCUUUCAUGAGAUUGAUACUGGAAUCGCCUGAUCGAUAAUACUUAUUUCCAAAUUAUUAUUAUUAUCAUAAUUAUAAAUAUAUAAAUAAAAAUGAAAAAAAAAAAUCAUAAAUUCUACCUUUUUUUCCCUUUGGCUACUUUAGAUUCUUUAGUUAAAACAUUUUUUAAACCUGCACAGUUAUAAACGCGCGUCAACAAAUCAUGAAACUAAUUUUUAAGAAGUCAGAGUUUUCAGUAGACUAUUGUCAAAGUUUCUUAAAAAAAUAAGUACCACUCAUGGGUUAUAUUGCAGUUAUCCUCAUUGACAAGGAACUUCAUUGGCUAAGGUCAAUUUCUCACAGAAGUGAUUACGCUUCUUUUUAAUUUACCGUAAGCUAGUAGAGGUCGAUAUAGACAUUCUACGAGAUUAAAUUAUUAGCUAGAGGUUAUUGGCUAUCGUUAUCAUUGUUUAACAGAUCAAAUACAUGUAUUUAAGAAUAUUCUUUGUCCCUGAUGUAUGAAAAAGUGUAUAGAAAUCUCAGUUAUCAGAUUCAUAUCAAACCAACCGUACGUUCAUGCAAAAAAACAAUAAACGCGCAAUGACUUGAAAAUGGUCAAUAAGUUUUGAGUUUUCUCAUUGCAUUUUAUUAGAUCUAUGGGAUGUAGCAUUUCGACUGUCGAGUAUCUCGCCUAAUCGAUACUAACACGUAUGUUCCUUCCUUACUUAUGCACAGGCUAUUUUUUGACAUCAUGUAUUUAAAUUCUUUUAUUUUGUACGUUUUAGCAAAAUUCCGAUUCCUUUCUAACUCAAGUGCGUAUGGAACCAUUUAUCACACUAGUGCCAUCAAUAGCAACCUGCAGCUUGCCACAAGCCUUCCUUCUUCGGUUGAUUUUCCUCUCGAUCGCUCUUGAAUCAAACUAAAUAGCGUGAUUUUAUUCUUUCAAAUGUGUUUCCGUUAUUCAAAAGCUCGUUCUUUUCGCUUAUCCGACUAAUCAACCAUUUACUGAAAUGGGCUUGUCAAUCGCUACCGUAGGCUUCUGCCAUUCCAUAAAACUUCAUCAUUUAUUAAGCUUUAUCUCGUUUCGUUUGUUUCUUGGUAAACGACAAAAGCUCGAUACGAAAUGCAAAGACGCGUUCAGACCCUCAACUGUGGUCACCUACCACUGCUUAGCUCACUUAGAUUACGUAAAACUCGUGCUAGAUUUCGUUCAUCCUGUGACUAGACGAAAAAUAUGUGUAUCACAUGUCCUCUGUGUUCUAAACUGCUUUCUCUGCAAAGAACUACGCUCUUUCCUGUUUAUAGCGUUUUUAAAGACUACAAUCAACGCCAUCAUUAGCUCUACGUUAUGAAACUGCUAUACGGCACUGCUGGUAUACAACUGCAAUAUUCAUCAAUGUCUAAACACGUAUGCACAGACAGAAUGUUAUCUGUUUCGACCCCAUGUGCUAUUGAUUAUGAGUCCAUUAUUUUACAUAUUCACCGAUGCAAUCAUUCAGGCGGAAGACCUGUAUAUAAAGCCCUGUUGUCCUUAUACUUUAAAUUAUCUACUUCCUAUCCUAAUUCUGUCUAAUAAUGUCGUGUCGUAGAUUCUCUUUGUAGAUAUAUAUAUAUAUAUAUAUAUAUAUAUGAACAAAAUGCUUACUGUUAUAAUCGAAUACAAUGAUGUUACAAUACUUCAUUGACUCCUGUAUCUCUUCUCAGUACGAUUAUCAUUAUCGCACGGAAGCAGUGGCAGCUAACGCAAACCAAGUUCAAUCGGUUGCUUGCGUCCAGAAAUUACUGAUCCUGGAUACAAAACUAUGCCUCCUCUAUAGCCCUCGAGUGCGGUAGAACUGUGUGCUAGACUCUCAUACAUAAGACAUGCUCGUAUUGUUACAUAUAUGUAACAUAUGUAGAAGUAAAAAAUGCAGGAAUUCAACAGUAAUUAAAAUGGUGAACUCGUAUGAAUUAAGUAGUCGACCGACAAAAACACGCACAACAAUAACAGAAUGAUAAUAUUUAGUCAUAUAGUGUGCAAUAAUUAACAAUAAUGAUUAUUAUUAAAAUCAUAUAGUGUGCGUUCUCUAUGCCUUAUAUUCGCGUACUGUUAAGCAAACCAGCCAAUUCAAUUUCACAUAUGUAGCUGUAACUGCAGCUAUGUGGCUUGUGAUUUUGUUGACCUUGAGUGAAAAAGAGUGCCUGGAAAACGUCAGCAGGAAAAACUGUCCUUCGCUACAUUACUGUAUUCACGAACAGUAGCCUAUAAAUGAGGUCUCUAAGGUGAAGGACGUAGCACUAAUUGCAAUAGUACAGUUGAUGCAUAAAUAAACAUUGUUUUGCUGAAGCAUGCCUUUUUGUGGCCGCUGUAGCUGUCCCAGGUGCAGCAGCUGGGAAAGAAUCUUUGAAUUGAAUAACUAAACUUCAAAACUCUCAAUCGUUUUCUCAACUGGCGGCAAUAAUGCGGUACAAAACAACUGGUUCUGCAUUGCCAGACAAAUCGGGUGAGCUCUUAACAAAAAAAAAAGUAAGUAAUGAACUGAGCUAUGGGGUUGUAAAUUGCCAGCAGGAUUAAAUUAUAACCAC